Molecule: messenger RNA, 1940 nt
Organism: Neofelis nebulosa (Clouded leopard)
Lineage: Eukaryota; Metazoa; Chordata; Mammalia; Carnivora; Felidae
Gene: NAXD
Product: NAD(P)HX dehydratase
Exons: 11
Coding region: 94-1161 (355 amino acids)
Biological process (GO): metabolite repair
Molecular function (GO): ATP-dependent NAD(P)H-hydrate dehydratase activity
Source: RefSeq, a predicted model, not a curated record
CGAGGCCGGACUGAGCGCCUGCUUCCGGGACGGAGCGGGCCGCCGUGUUUCCGGCGGCGGGGCGGGGCGGGGCGCGAGCCCGGAAGUCCGCCGAUGGUCGUAGGUCGCGUCUGGGUGGCUGCCCGGGUCGGCCGGCGAGUUUUAAGAAGAGCAUUUUCAUUGCAUAAACCAUAUUCAAUAAUGGAUAUGGAAAAUACUUUACAGCUGGUGAGGAAUAUCAUCCCUCCUCUAACCACCAAGAAGCACAAAGGUCAGGACGGAAGAAUAGGUAUAGUCGGAGGCUGCCAGGAGUACACAGGAGCCCCCUACUUCGCAGCAAUUUCCGCUCUCAAAGUGGGUGCAGAUCUAUCGCACGUGUUCUGCACGCGGGAGGCUGCUCCCGUGAUCAAGUCGUACAGCCCGGAGCUGAUCGUUCACCCCGUUCUCGACAGCCCCAGUGCCGUGCGGGACGUGGAGACAUGGUUGCCCCGACUGCACGCCCUGGUGGUAGGACCUGGCCUGGGCAGAGACAACGUUCUUCUCGAAAACGUUAAGGUAUGUGCAGGUCCUCGGAGCCUCCAAAAUAAUUUACUUGAAGGAGAUAGGAGUUUAAAGGGCAUCUUAGAAGCAUCCAAGGCCAGGGAUGUCCCCAUCAUCAUCGAUGCGGAUGGGCUGUGGCUCAUUGCUCAGCACCCGGCCCUCAUCCACGGCUACCGGAAGGCCGUUCUCACUCCCAACCACGGGGAAUUCACCAGACUCUCUGAUGCCGUGCUUAGGGACCUUGUGAACGGCAGUGAUCAUCGUGAAGGCAGUGAUCAUCGUGAAGCCGUACGGAGACUCAGCCAGGCCUUGGGGAACGUGACCGUGGUCCGGAAAGGGGAGCGGGACGUGAUGUCUGACGGCGAACACGUGCUCGAGUGUGCCCACGAAGGCAGCAGCCGCAGGUGUGGCGGCCAGGGAGACCUGAUGUCAGGCGCCCUGGGUGUCCUGGUGCACUGGGCGCUGCACGCCAGCCCUGAGAAGACAAACGGGUCCAGCCCUCUGCUCCUGGCCGCCCUGGGCGCAUGCUCUCUCACACGCCAGUGCAGCCACCAGGCUUUCCAGAAGCACGGCCGCUCCACCACCACCACCGACAUGAUCGUGGAGGUCGGGCCCGCGUUCCGCAGACUCUUCGAAACCUGAGCCGAGGCAACGGGAAGCAGGCCGCACCACGGAUGGGGACGCUGCAUUUGUCGUGGGUCCCCGUCCUCGGGGUACGAGAGCAGCAUGAUCCACAGGUUGGUUUUGGCCUUAAUACGUAGCUAUAGGUGUUACAGGGACACUGAACGGGAUUCCUGAACUUUCCUGGCUGUUCAGCAGUGAUGGAGAGAAAGACGUACACGGUCCCGGCCGCUGAGCUGGUGCUGUGGACUCGGCCUGCUUCCUGUUUCUGUGAGGAGCUCCCCGUGCUAGAUGCCCCCCCACGGGGAUCCCCUGGGUCCUGUCUAAAUACCUGCACGAUGAUGAGCUGUGCUUUUUAAAAUUGAGGCCCACCGGGUGGCAUGGCCUUCGUUUUCUCGUUCACGUUUGCUUUUUAAACACUGAUUACAUUGAAACCCGGCAGAAAUAAGCAUUGGUGGUUUGGGCUAAUGGAAGCAUUUCAGAACAAUCAGUGAUUGGUUUUUGGAGGAAACGACACAGCCCUGAGCGGUGGGUGGGGUUCCGACGUGGCCCAUCGGGGCACGGGGACUGAACACGGUCAGACAGCAGGGCCCUCCUGGUUGGAGGUGGUGUGUCCUCAGGAGCAGAUUCCGGUCAAGAAGUUGAUGUCUGUGUGAUGCCUGGGCAGCCGCUCGUGACCCAUGUGGUUCCUUCAAACGCCAUUUUCCCCUGAUGUUUGGGGUGAUACUGUGUGACCCCUGACCUCAAAUGGAUCCUUCCUUUAAAGCCACAUUUCUUAAAAACCUGUCUCUCCCUCCCCA